Messenger RNA from Coregonus clupeaformis (lake whitefish), 1979 nucleotides. Its product is annotated as dual specificity protein kinase CLK4-like. Gene Ontology annotation, biological process: regulation of RNA splicing; protein phosphorylation. The transcript is spliced from 12 exons. Lineage: Eukaryota; Metazoa; Chordata; Actinopteri; Salmoniformes; Salmonidae. The record is from RefSeq and is a predicted model, not a curated record. Bases 125 to 1624 code for a protein of 499 amino acids. Gene Ontology annotation, molecular function: protein tyrosine kinase activity; ATP binding. Gene Ontology annotation, cellular component: nucleus.
GUUCCAGCAGCAGAGUUCGCCAUUUUGUAGGCAGAUUAGUUUGUGCGGUGUACGAAAGUAGCUACUGAAAAAACAGUUCUUACCUAUUAAUUCGUAUUUUGGGAUACAUCAAUCGUUAGAUACGAUGCGGCAGUCAAAGCGAAUGCGUUCCCCUGGUGUUUGGCUCAAUGAGUUCAGUUGGGAGGAGAGAGUGGAGAGCCGAAAGCGACAGAAGCGAGAUGAUUCGCACAGCAGUGAAAGGGAGAACAAAUCUCGAAGACUUCACCACCUCAAAACAAAUGAAGGGCAUUACCUGGAGACCCGCAGCCUGAACCAGCAGAGGCUAGAGUCUAAGGACAAGGGGGCCAGAGUAGCCAGCCUGGAGAUGGGCUACGACGAGGACAGCAGGGGCGCCUCCAGGGAUAGAGACGGAGACCGCGAGAGGGACAAGGAGUGGCACCACUACAGCAAGUCAUCUGGUCGGAGUGGCAAGAGCGGCCGCAGCAGACGCAGUAGCCGCCGAGGGCGGAGACGCAGCCCUUCUCACCGACGCUCCUCUUACUCGAGGAGCCAUCAUCGCAGGAGCAGGAAAAGAUCCAGGAGUGUUGAGGAUGAUGACGAGGGUCACCUGAUCUAUCACAGGGGAGACAUGCUGAGAGCGAGAUAUGAGAUUGUGUCCACUCUAGGAGAAGGAGCCUUUGGGAAAGUCGUGGAAUGCAUCGAUCACUCUAAAAGUGGUGCUCGCAUGGCACUGAAGAUCAUUAAAAACAUUGACCGCUACCGCGAGGCGGCAAUGGCAGAGGUGGAGGUGCUGGAGCAGAUGAACUCUCUGGACUGUGACCGGAGAUAUGCAUGUGUGAGGAUGCUGGACUGGUUCGACCACCAUGGUCACGUGUGUAUAUCGUUUGAGCUGCUGGGGCUCAGUACCUAUGACUUCCUUAAGCAGAACAACUUCCAUCCGUUCCCUGUAGAACACAUCAGAAUCAUGGCCUACCAGAUCAUCAGAGCUGUACGAUUCCUACAUAAGAACAAGCUGACACACACUGACCUGAAGCCGGAGAACAUUCUGUUUGUGGACUCGAAGUACGACAUCGAGUACAACGCCAAAAUGAGGCGUGACAAGAGGACGUUGAAGAACCCAGAUGUGGUGGUGGUUGAUUUUGGCAACGCCACGUAUGAACAUGACCACCAUACCUCCGUAGUGUCCACACGCCACUACCGCGCUCCAGAGGUCAUUCUGGGUUUGGGAUGGGACCAUGCCUGUGACGUGUGGAGUCUGGGCUGUAUCCUCAUAGAGUACUACCUGGGAUCAACUCUCUUCCAGACCCAUGACAGUAAAGAACACCUGGCUAUGAUGGAGAGGGUCCUUGGCCCCAUACCUGUACACCUCCUGCAGAAAACCAGGAAGCGUCGGUACGUCCACCGUUACAAGCUGGACUGGGACGCACACAGCUCUUCUGCCAGAUAUGUGAGGAAACACUGCAAACCGCUCAUGCAAUACAUGACUGCCCAGAGUGCUGACCACGAGCAGCUGUUUGACUUAAUCCAGAAGAUGCUGGAGUAUGACCCGGCUGAACGCCUCUCCCUGGACCAGGCUCUCAGACACCCCUUCUUCACCUGCCUACGCAAGGCCACCAAAAACUGACCUUUCACCCCAACCUGACCCUGCCUGUCACAUGACAACCGUUGUGGCAAUGGCCAUCGCCAUGACAACCAUGAUUGACAAUCGCUGUGGCAAUACUUUCUGACUCUCCGGGAGAGGUUGUUUAGCACUGACUGUAUCAGUCCGCCCACGUGGCUCCAUAGUCCAUUGCUGUCAUGCUAGUUAGUGUUAAUUUAUUGUGUGGUAGUAUUGUAGUAGCAACUGUUUGUACUAAUUAAUCUGAUGCAUUAUUGAGUUGUACAAUUUUUGAUCAAGUCCCUUUUUUCAAUAUGACUGGAUUUGUAACUUUUGGAAUAUCGCUGUGUACAUUUCUCAAUAAAAACUUAUGAACUAUGAA